GAUGGUAUAUUUAGACAUGUAGAAGUUUGAACCAAGCGGGCAUGGGACUGGUUGGCUGGCUAUGCCAUUCAUGCGUUUGAUUUUGGCUUUAUCAAAAAACUAUGUUAAGUCUUUUUAGAAGUGGAGAGGGACAUUGAUUCUGAGUGAUCAAUGGUUAUAAGCCAUGGUUCAGAUUUAGUGCUUCUGAUAUUGUUUUCUGGAGGUGAGAAAUGAAUAAAACAAACAAGGUAACAAAUAUUUAUCAACAUAUUCGCUUUGACAGUGAGGGAUUGUUCCCAAAAGUUCUUCAUCUUUGUCUCUGAAGAGAUGAGUCUUAAAAUCAUCAUUGUUAGAAGUUUGCAAGUGCAUCAUUAUUGAAUAAGAUCUUAUAUCCUAUCAGAAUUGAUCAAGCGUUCUUUUCAAAGUACUCCUCUCUGCCUCAUUGGGAAGGAUAAUAGUAAGAGAAUGGAGAGAUGCUAAAUUUCGAGUUUUUAGUUUAUCUAUAAGUUAGUGUCCUUGCUAGCUUGAGAGUGGGGUAACUUUAGCAAGUAGGAGCACCCAGCAGUGUUACCCUCUGCAAGAGGCUUGCCUCAAAAUGGAUCUAUUAUUUCA
Messenger RNA from Moneuplotes crassus, 591 nucleotides. The record is from the annotation of a GenBank genome assembly. NCBI's taxonomy places the organism in Eukaryota, Ciliophora, Spirotrichea, Euplotida, Euplotidae.